Molecule: messenger RNA, 4134 nt
Organism: Esox lucius (northern pike)
Lineage: Eukaryota; Metazoa; Chordata; Actinopteri; Esociformes; Esocidae
Product: proprotein convertase subtilisin/kexin type 5-like
Exons: 14
Coding region: 172-2664 (830 amino acids)
Source: RefSeq, a predicted model, not a curated record
CACCCCAACAAUGGGCAGAUUGAUGACUGCCCGGUCCCUUGUGAUGCGAGGCUGCCAUCUGCUGUCAAGAUAAGGGAGUGUUUUUUUGUAUUUGCAUUCGCUCUAUUGCAUUCGCUCAAUAGUCUAAACUGGCUUCCUCUCCUCAUCUCCUAUGUUCACACUCACUGAAGAAUGAGAAAAAUUCAUAAAAACCCCAAGCAUUGUCUCACCUGUGCAAACGAUUACUACCAGUUUGGGACUGAUUGCCACAAAAGCUGCCCAGACCGGACCUAUAAUGAGGGGACAGCAUGUGUCAAGUGUGAGGACAAGCAUUGUGUCAACUGUGACCAGAGCCAGUGCUACUGGUGUGAAGAGGGCUUCCACCUCUAUGACGGAGAGUGUGUGGAGCGGUGUGCAGAGGGAUUCUUUGUCGACAAGGAGGGUCAGGAAUGUGAACCGUGUCACCGUAUGUGUCGGUCUUGUAGUGGGCCCAGCUAUGACGACUGUGAUUCAUGUGAGGAUGAGUACACUCUGACAGAUGGAGAGUGUGUGAAGAACGACUCCAAAUCCUGCCCUGAUAAACAAUUCUAUGAUGAUCAGGGUAAAUGUGAGCAGUGUCACUCUAGCUGUCAGACAUGCACGGGCUCUGGAAAUAAUGAGUGCAACACCUGUAGCAAAGGUCUUUUCCUGACAGCCCACCAGAUGUGUUUGACAGAGUGCCCGUCCGGUACUUUCGGCAAUGCCACGUCGGCCCGUUGUGAAGACUGCCUGCCAGGCUGUGAUCUGUGCCAGAAUGGCCACCAGUGCCAGAAGUGCCUGUCUAAACACACACGGUUGUACCUGGAGGGUGGCCACUGUGUUCCCGAGUGCAAGAGGGGUUUCCCCAGGAGUGGCGAGUGCCAGCCCUGUGCCCCAGAGUGUGCCCUGUGCCAGGGGAAUGCCACCCACUGUCUGAGUUGUGCAGACGGCCACCUUCUACUUGAGCACUCGUGCGUAGGGCACUGUCCCGACAGGUACUACUCCCACGAGGGACGGUGUGUCCGCUGCCGCUCGGCCUGCCUGGAGUGCAGCCAGGACGGCCAGUGUUUGGUGUGUGGUGAGAACUACUUCCUACAUGAGGACCGCUGCCUGGACCAUUGCCCCGAAGGCUUCUUCCCCACUGUGGAGCAGAGGGUGUGUGCGCGCUGUCACACCGACUGCGCGUCAUGUGACGGGCCUGACGUGGAUGACUGUAACGUCUGCCGGAAUCCCGCUGCUGUGCGCCACAACGGGGAGUGUCUGGCCCACUGCCCCUCGGACACUUACCAAGACACAGCCACCUCCGAAUGCCAGGCCUGUGACAGGUCGUGUCUGACCUGCUGGGGUCCUGAUGCCUCGUCCUGCCUCAGCUGUGGGCCCGACAUGCAGAAGGACGCCGAUGGCCACUGUGUUUCCUCCAGCCAGUGCUCUCUGAACUCGUACAAAGACGCGUCGGGCGACUGCCAGGCCUGCCACCCCUCCUGCCACCGGUGCUCCGGGCCCUCAGGGGCGCACUGCCUAAGCUGCAAACACAAGGCCUUCCUGUUCAACCAGACCUGUGUGGAUGAAUGCCCGGUGGGUUUCUACGGUGACAGAGACGAGCGUGUGUGUGACCGAUGUCACGCCAGCUGCCUGUCAUGUGCAGGACGCUACAAUGUUCAGUGCACGGCCUGCAGACCCAGUCUAUUCAAACAGGGCCGUAGUUGUGUAGAGACCUGUGGUAAUAGUCACUUCGGCAACACCACCACGGGGACGUGCGACCGCUGUGACCCAUCGUGUGGCACAUGCAGGGGUAGAGGCAUCCGGGACUGUCUCAACUGCCGCAUAGGUUACUUCUACCUGAAGCAGACGGGGCAGUGCCUCCAGACAUGCCCAUCAAACUACUUCCCCGACAACAGAACCAAAACAUGCCUCAGGUGUCACCCUACCUGCAAAACCUGCAGUGCUGCGGGAGCCCUGUUCUGCACGUCGUGCUUCGAGGGCUUCAGGUUUUGGGGCGGGAUAUGCGAAUCUUCCUGUUUCGUUGGAUUCUACGCUGAUUCCGCCACAUUGGGCUCAGAUCCUCCGUGUAAGGAGUGCGACCCUUCCUGUUUGGACUGUAAAGGUCCUGGCUCGCGGGACUGCACCGUGUGCCCCGCCAGCCUGCUCUUCGCCGACGACGGCCGCUGCCUGACCUGCUGCGGAAAUGAGACGCGACACAGGAGCAGCCCAAUCCCCUUGGAUUGUUGCGACUGCCGGACAUCACAAAUGGAGUGCGUCUUAGGGGUGAACUUCGUAUUCCGGGGCAUUGAGGAGCUUCCAGAGUGGCAUCCCAUGCACUUCAUCAUGGCUGCGGUGUUCCUGGUUUUGGGCCUGGGUGCUGCUUUCUUCCUGGUCCUCCAAAUGCGCUCCAAAGCGGGCGCAGCCUUAUACCAGACGGAAACCAGUGGCUAUAAGAAGCUGGACACCAAUGUGGGCAGGGUUGGGUCGGUUGCUUACCCUGAGUCGUCCUAUAGUGAAUACAGUGAUCGCAUUGUUGAGGAUGAAGAGGAGGAGGAGGAGGAUGAUGAUGAAGAUAUUGUCUAUAUGGGUCAGGACGGGACAGUGUAUCGUAAGUUUAAGUAUGGACUUCUUGAGGAAGAUGACAUUGAGAUGGAGUAUGAUGACGAAAGCUAUUCCUUCAGAUAAACUGAAACCUCAGGCAAGCCCACAAUGUUUACAAAAAUUCAUAAUUUUCCUUAACUUGAAAACAGAUUUUUUUUGUGUGUUUAUGUGUCUGUGUUUGGGGGGAUAGAAUUAUAAGAAUAAAAUAAUUAUGCAUACUUUGUGUGUUUAGAGAAACAUUUGAUAUUUUAUUCUGCUGCCACUUUCACAAUAGUGUUGUAUGUAGGUUCCCUUUUUUUUAAAAUGUGGGUUUGGGAAGUGGCAUGGCCAUUAUCCCAUGAACAACCAAAAAGCAUUGUUUUGUUGGGUAUCCAUUUUUUCUUUCUAUGAUGAUCAAGAGAUUUUAGUGGUAGUGCACUUUUAAUUUUGUGAAGUUUCUUAAUGUAGGAUCCCACUGUCAUUUAAAAAUUCAGUGUUCAAAUUGUUUAAUAAUCCUGUAGUUGUGAUCCCAAGAUGUUUACAUACACAUCCUUGAGUGCAUUACUAAUUAAAACCAUGUGCUGUAACAAUGGAUUUACAUUGAAAAUCCUAUUUUCUUUAACCCCUGACUUUAACCUAAUACAAAAGCCAAUACUUAAACCUAAUUCUAAACUUUUCAUUAUUAUCCUUGGUAUACUAUACUUGUGAGGACUUUUGGUCAGUAGUAGUAACACACUACAAGAAAACAUUUACUGACCUUGAUAAUGAAGAUCAAUCUAUUCAUGAAACAGAAGGACGCCAUAGAGCCCUUAGAAUAAUGUGGAUCUAUUCAUGACACACAGAAGGACGCCAUAGAGCCCUUAGAUUAAUGAGGAUCUAUUCAUGAAACAGUAGAACACCAUAGAGCCCUUAGAAUAAUGAGGAUCUAUUCAUGAAACAGUAGAACGCCAUAGAGCCCUUAGAAUAAUGAGGAUCUAUUCAUGAAACAGUAGAACACCAUAGAGCCCUUAGAAUAAUGAGGAUCUAUUCAUGAAACAGUAGAACACCAUAGAGCCCUUAGACUAAUGUGGAUCUAUUCAUGAAACAGUAGAACACCAUAGAGCCCUUAGACUAAUGAGGAUCUAUUCAUGAAACAGUAGAACACCAUAGAGCCCUUAGAAUAAUGUGGAUCUAUUCAUGAAACAGUAGAACGCCAUAGAGCCCUUAGACUAAUGAGGAUCUAUUCAUGACACACAGAAGGACGCCAUAGAGCCCUUAGAAUAAUGAGGAUCUAUUCAUGUGUUUUUGCAUCCCAUGCAUGUGAAACAGUGUGGUUGAUUAUUAUUAUCAGAAAUAUAAUGUUCUCUCUAUUUGUUUAAAUUAAGAUGACUGGUCACCUCUCUGAGCCUGGUUCCUCUCUAGGUUUCUUCCAAAAUAAAUGUUCACUUCUUAGGGAGUUUUUCCUAGCCACUGAAAUUCAACACUGUUGUUUUUUGCUCCUUUGGGUUUCAGGAUGGGCACUUUGUGAUACCUGCUGAUGUUAAUUUGAUAGAUGGAUUAAUCAAUGUUUACUUGAAUAAAGUUGUAUUUACUGUG